UUGUCAUGGUUCUGUCACUGUCAAUAACUAACGAAAACGAAAUAAACAAAUAACAAAUAAUAAAUAUGUCAUAAUUUGAAGAAUUCCAUAAAUAUAAUUAUGAAUAUUUAUCUGUAGUAGAACAAUUGAGAAUAUACCAAUUAUAUUUCAAUCGAAAUAACUUGAUAAAUAAAAAAGCUUGUUGCUGUUUUUAUGGGAGCUAUAUUUGUUUGGUACAAUUGAAUUCUUAAAGAUAUACAUAAUAUCUAAAAUAAUACCUCAUGAAAAUGGAUGAUUCGCAAUUGGAGAUGUUAGAUGAUAUGAAAGGUAUUGUCGAAGGAGAAAUGAAUAUUCCUGUAUCUAAGAGUAUUGGGAAUUUAGGUUCACCAGACUUCAAUACUCUAGACGAACCUAUAAGCGAGACAAUAUUACGAGAUUUAAAAGCAGUUGGAACAAAGUUUGCUCAUGUGCUGAUACCAUCUGAAAAGAAAUCACUACUUAAAGAGUGGGAUCUCUGGGGACCUUUAAUAUUAUGCACUUGCAUGGCUAUGAUUCUUCAAGGGUCUAACAGAAACCCAGAUUCGAAUGAUGGGGGACCUGAAUUUGCUCAAGUUUUUGUGAUAGUAUGGAUAGGUUCAAUGAUUGUUACAUUGAAUUCAAAAUUAUUAGGUGGUAAUAUUUCCUUUUUCCAGAGUGUAUGUGUUCUUGGAUACUGUUUAUUACCAACAGCUAUUGCAUUGAUAACCUGUUCGAUAAUUUUAAUGGCUGAAGACACUUAUUUUCUAUUUGCCUUGAGAGUAAUAGUAUCACUAAUUGGUUUUGGAUGGGCGACAUAUGCUUCAAUAAUUUUUCUGGGAGAUAGUCAGAAACCAGGAAGGAAGGCACUAGCCGUUUAUCCGAUUUUCUUAUUUUAUUUUAUAAUUUCCUGGCUUGUAAUGUCUCAUACAAAUGUGUAAUUUGAUGGAUAAUUUUUACAUUCCCAUAAAAAAAUAAGCAUUUUGUGCACACAGUUUCAAAAUAUUACAACAGGGUAUUUGAAACGAAAUGCUGUAUUAUAUUAUGUGUUUCUGAACUUUAACUACUUAAGUUGAGCUGAAAACAUUGUUCUUUAUUUCAUAAUAAAGACUUUAAAUGGAAGAUCCAACUUUUUUGGUGGAUAAAAUAAUAACAUAUUAUUAUAUAAUACAACUGUUGGAAUUAAAACAAAACUGUGUGUUAGUGUAACAUAAUUUAAUAAAUAAACAGAAGUUUACAAAAAAUUA
Molecule: messenger RNA, 1241 nt
Organism: Coccinella septempunctata (seven-spotted ladybird)
Lineage: Eukaryota; Metazoa; Arthropoda; Insecta; Coleoptera; Coccinellidae
Product: protein YIPF6
Exons: 7
Coding region: 261-935 (224 amino acids)
Biological process (GO): endoplasmic reticulum to Golgi vesicle-mediated transport
Cellular component (GO): membrane; trans-Golgi network
Source: RefSeq, a predicted model, not a curated record